This is a messenger RNA of Eutrema salsugineum, 2787 nucleotides long. Its product is annotated as potassium transporter 11. Bases 327 to 2708 code for a protein of 793 amino acids. The record is from RefSeq and is a predicted model, not a curated record. Gene Ontology annotation, cellular component: membrane. The transcript is spliced from 9 exons. Lineage: Eukaryota; Viridiplantae; Streptophyta; Magnoliopsida; Brassicales; Brassicaceae. Gene Ontology annotation, biological process: potassium ion transmembrane transport. Gene Ontology annotation, molecular function: potassium ion transmembrane transporter activity.
AAUUUGCCUUCUUUACUCUCCGUUGCGGAGAAAGAGAACAUACAACACAGAGAUAUCUCUGUGUUUUGUUUUCCUUUUCUUCUUCUUUUUUUUCUCUUCCCAGAAACAUAACACUUUCAGCUGCUUGAGUGUAUUCAGAGAAUUUUGUCUUCUAUUAUUUUAUUUAUUUAUUCGAUGGUCCUGAAUCGAAGAGGACCCACGGAAGAUUCUCAUGAGAAUCGAAGCAAAUUCCGAUUUUGGUUGUGAAGAUCUGGGCUUGAGAGGAUACAUAUAGAUAUUUCUGGGUUUUAUAUGUGUUGAGAGGAUCAAAUUUUGUUGUUAAAAAAAUGGCGGCAAGAGUAGAAGCAGCAACAAUGGGUGGUGAGAUUGAUGAAGAGAGUGAUGAGAGAGGUAGCAUGUGGGAUUUGGACCAGAAGCUUGAUCAAUCAAUGGAUGAAGAAGCUGGUCGCCUCAGGAACAUGUACAGAGAAAAGAAAUUCUCGGCUUUUCUGCUUCUGCAGCUUUCUUUUCAGAGCCUCGGUGUUGUUUAUGGAGAUUUAGGGACUUCUCCUCUCUAUGUUUUCUACAAUACAUUCCCUCAUGGGAUCAAAGAUCCUGAAGAUAUCAUUGGAGCUCUUUCUCUCAUCAUAUAUUCACUCACACUCAUUCCUCUCCUCAAAUACGUUUUCGUUGUAUGUAAAGCAAAUGAUAAUGGUCAAGGAGGAACAUUUGCUCUGUAUUCAUUACUAUGUAGACAUGCAAAAGUGAAAACGAUCAGGAACCAGCACCGUACUGAUGAAGAGCUAACUACUUAUAGCCGUUCUACGUUUCAUGAGCAUUCUUUUGCUGCCAAAACCAAAAGGUGGUUAGAAAAACGGACAUCUAGGAAAACCGCACUUCUUAUCUUAGUUCUUGUCGGUACGUGUAUGGUCAUCGGCGAUGGUAUUCUUACUCCCGCCAUUUCUGUUCUCUCAGCUGCUGGUGGGCUUAGAGUAAACCUUCCUCAUAUAAGCAAUGGUGUUGUUGUUCUUGUUGCCGUCAUUAUAUUGAUCAGCUUGUUUAGUGUACAGCAUUACGGAACAGACCGGGUUGGUUGGCUUUUUGCGCCUAUUGUUUUCCUCUGGUUUCUCUCUAUAGCAAGUAUCGGUAUUUACAACAUAUGGAAACACGACUCUGAUGUCUUGAAAGCUUUCUCCCCGGUUUAUAUAUACCGGUAUUUUAAACGAGGAGGUCGAGAUCGCUGGACAUCUCUUGGAGGCAUUAUGCUUAGUAUAACAGGAAUCGAAGCACUCUUCGCUGAUUUAUCACACUUUCCGGUUUCUGCAGUGCAAAUCGCUUUUACCGUAAUUGUGUUUCCUUGCCUUCUUUUGGCUUAUAGUGGACAAGCUGCAUACAUUAGGAGACACCCUGAUCAUGUGGCUGAUGCGUUUUACCGUUCCAUUCCAGGAAGUGUAUAUUGGCCAAUGUUCAUCAUUGCAACAGCUGCAGCGAUUGUUGCGAGCCAAGCCACAAUAUCGGCAACAUUCUCUUUAAUCAAGCAAGCUCUAGCACACGGUUGUUUUCCAAGGGUCAAAGUGGUCCAUACUUCUCGUAAAUUCCUCGGUCAGAUUUACGUUCCAGACAUUAACUGGAUCUUAAUGAUCCUCUGCAUCGCCGUCACUGCUGGAUUCAAGAACCAGAGUCAAAUAGGAAACGCUUACGGGACAGCAGUUGUUAUCGUCAUGCUUGUGACAACGCUGCUUAUGACGCUGAUCAUGAUCCUCGUGUGGCGUUGCCAUUGGGUUCUUGUUCUUCUUUUUACCAUCCUCUCGCUUGUCGUGGAAUGCACUUACUUCUCGGCUAUGCUUUUUAAAGUUGACCAAGGUGGUUGGGUUCCGUUAGUGAUCGCUGCAGCUUUUCUCCUCAUCAUGUUGGUAUGGCACUACGGAACUUUGAAGAGGUACGAGUUUGAGAUGCACAGUAGAGUAUCAAUGGCUUGGAUCAUAGGACUUGGUCCUAGCCUUGGCCUUGUUCGUGUUCCAGGGGUUGGCCUCGUUUACACUGAGCUAGCCAGUGGAGUUCCUCACAUUUUCUCUCAUUUCAUCACGAAUCUUCCGGCUAUUCACUCCGUGGUGGUGUUUGUAUGCGUCAAGAACCUCCCUGUUUACACCGUCCCUGAGGAAGAACGGUUCCUCGUUAAAAGAAUUGGUCCGAAAAACUUCCACAUGUUCCGUUGCGUAGCAAGGUAUGGAUAUGGAGACUUGCACAAGAAAGACGAUGAUUUUGAGAAACGCCUCUUCGAGAGUCUCUUCUUGUUUGUCCGUCUUGAAUCCAUGAUGGAAGGAGGAUGUUCGGAUUCUGAUGAAUACAGCAUCUGCGGAAGCCAGAAUCAGGCUAAAGACAAGCUCGGAGAUUGGAACAAGGACGAGAAUGUGGCGACGUUUGAUACGUUUGACUCGAUAGAGUCGAUAGGGCCGCCGGUGAAAAGAGUGAGCCACACGGUGACGGCGUCGAGCCAGAUGAGCGGUGGAGUAGACGAGCAGGAGUUCAUAAAUAGGUGUCGUGACGCGGGAGUGGUGCAUAUAAUGGGAAACACGGUGGUUCGAGCGAGGAGGGAAGCGAGGUUCUACAAGAAGAUAGCCAUUGAUUAUGUGUAUGCGUUUCUUAGGAAGAUUUGUAGAGAGCAUAGUGUUAUCUUCAAUGUUCCUCAGGAGAGCCUUUUGAACGUUGGUCAAAUUUUCUAUGUAUAAAUGACAUAUGUGUAUAUAUAUGCAUGUGUUGUUUUAUCCCUGUUUGUAUGUAAUGAUGUCUAUCAUGUUGUAUAGUUUA